Molecule: messenger RNA, 513 nt
Organism: Closterium sp. NIES-65
Lineage: Eukaryota; Viridiplantae; Streptophyta; Zygnematophyceae; Desmidiales; Closteriaceae
Source: the annotation of a GenBank genome assembly
AUGCUUCUCUGUGUCGCCGUCACCCAGUCGCGCGCCUCACCGACUAUCCCACAGAUAAAGGCGGAGCUGAAGAAAUGCCGCGCGGCCAUGGCGAAACUGUCCGACUACAAGGCGUACCUCCAAGGAAUCGACGAGAUGCUGAAGCGUUCUCCCGCGGACAUGAAGGGAUUAUUCAACACCACUCUCCUAAUUCCCACCAACAAGGGCCUCUACGCCCUGGGACUCAGAACCCUCACCAACAUGACUGCCAUGACCGUCAUUGGCCAGUAUAACGUGCUGACUAAGCGUUACACUUCUGCACAGCUGGCAAAGCUAGCUCCCGGGGCCAAGAUUCGGACCGUGCUGCGAGGCGUGCCGAUCCAGGUGUUUCCGAAGCUCAAAGGGAGUGUUACGCUGGGAAAAGUAGGAGCAGGACCGAAAGCGCAGGCAACGAUGGUCACACCAAACCUUUGCAACGGAGUGUUUUUGAAGGGCCAUGGCAUGAAUCUAUAUCUCAAGCCCCCUGGAUAUUAG